AUGCCAUUAGAUUAUUCUAUAGAAAAGGUUUCAUCAAUCAAAUCUGAAAGUAUAAUCCCCUAUAUUAAAAAUGAAACAAAUAAAUUUUUUAACAACUAUAUUUAUAACAAUAGGAAUAUAGAUACAAUCAACCCAAGUGGCAGCAAUAACUCUUGUAAUAAAAACACCAAUAAUAAUAAUAAUAAUAAUAAUAAUAAUAAUAAUAAUAAUAAUAAUAAUAAUAUUGAAAAUGAUAUCAAUAAUUGUAAUCAAAUUGUAAAUAAAGAUUCAGAAAAUGAUAAAAAUUUUAUAGUAAAAAAAAAAAAAAAUUACUAUUUCGACAAUAAUAAUAAUAAUAAUAAUAACUAUAGCAACAAUAAUAUUAAUAAUGACGAAAACAAUAUUAAUAAUUCAAGUAUUAGUAGUGUUGGGUGGAAAAAUAGAACACAUAAAAAAAAUGAUAACUUUAACACUUUUAAAUCCGAUAUAAAACAAUGUGAAAAUUUAAACAAUCAUUCAAACAAUAGUACCGCCAACAUUCACUAUGAUAAUAUACUUAAUAAUAUAAACAGUGAAAAUCAAAUCGACUCACCAUAUAAUAUUUUAAAAAAAAAUCAAACCCCAUCCUCAGCAACCACCACUUUUAAAUCAACAACAAGUUGUAAUGAUGUAAAUAGCAAUAAUCAAGAUAUAACUAUGUCUUCAAAUACUACAUUGGGUGGUUGCAAUGGUAAUAAUGAACAUUUUAUCAAUAACAACCAAUUAUUAUCAAAUAUUGCCAAUCAAAAUAACGAUAACAAAAAUAAUAAUGGGUGUUGUAAUAAUAAUAAUAAUCAGAAUAAUAACAACUAUAUUUACUAUCAAAAUGAUGAUCAGGAACAAAAAGAACUUCAAAUUAAAUAUCGAAACAUAUAUUUGAAACAACAAAACCAACUACAACCAAACCAACAAAAAUCAAGUAUAAUUAGAUCUUAUGCAAUUGCAGCCAAUAUUUGGGCAUUUCCGCUUUCAAUGGCAUCAAUACUCUAUGGUUGCACAUUAGCCUAUAGAGUUACCAACUCGAUAGAUUUAUUAAACUUUUGUUUAAUAUUAUCAUUUGCAAUAAAUGUUCAAGGUAUUCAAUCAUUAUUGGCCAUAGAUAGAGAUAUAAAGAGUAGAGGUCAAAUAGUUUUAACCUCAAGAAAUCUCACGAUGAGAAUUGUACGAUGUUUUUUAUAUGGUCACUUAGUUUUCUCGGUGGUUUGUAUCUAUUCGAUCGUUAUCCGUGUUGGAAUUCAAAAACUCUUGGUAAUGGGCCCCCUAAUGAUAACAACGUUCCUGCUCUGUCUUUUUAUCAUUGGCUAUCCCAUCGAAGUAAGAAUUUAUGGAACCACUGAAUUAGCAGUACCCAUAUUCUUUGUUGUUUUGGUUAAACUUAGCUACCUAAUGCAAACCUUUGAACAUAACGAUUUAUUUUUUCUUUAUGUUUUACCGGUUGCACUAGUUAUUGAAGGCUCUCAUCACUCUUUCAAUAUGAAAAAUAUAAAAUACAAUUUAACGGAAAGAUAUAAAUCAUUAGCUGGAAUUAUGAAUAGAAAACAUUCAGAAAUUUUAUUUUUAUUCUAUUAUAUAUUGUAA
Dictyostelium purpureum is the source of this 1596-nucleotide messenger RNA. RefSeq lists its product as uncharacterized. Gene Ontology annotation, biological process: menaquinone biosynthetic process; vitamin K biosynthetic process. Lineage: Eukaryota; Evosea; Eumycetozoa; Dictyosteliales; Dictyosteliaceae. Gene Ontology annotation, molecular function: prenyltransferase activity. The transcript has a single exon. The coding region runs from base 1 to 1596 and encodes 531 amino acids. The record is from RefSeq and is a predicted model, not a curated record.